AAGAGCUCAAGAUGAUUCCUUGUCCCACCUCCAUCUAUCCUCAUCUCAUCUCCCGUAACCGCUGUUCGCACACCUCGAUAGGAGGCCAGCUUUUUCGUAUCCGUUAUCUUGGCCCCACGUCUGAAUUUUAACCUUUCUCUCCUCGCUUCUUGUCCCUCUCUUUCUGCUCUUAAUAUCACCCUGGACGCACGGCCACGAUGACUUUGCCCUGGCGCGGCGCCUACGUCGUUCUAUCUCUCGAUCCAGCGUCAAGUCUGAAGGACAUCGACGAUCCCAUAGUGAACGAAGACCUGCGAAAGAUGAAGUGCGGUAGAUAUGUGGCGACAGCGACGGAGGAUCAUCACCCUCUUUCCGCGCUUAUGCCACAGCGCACGUUUAGCUGGGACUUUGUUGUUCAGGGCAUGCCUUCCGAUGCCCCAGAAGUCUUUUUCAAGUCAUACAUGACUGUUCCCAUCCUACCCAACACUACGCAUCCAGAAAGCAGGCGCCCAGUCGAGCCCCUCCCUCAUCUUCCCUGGGAAGGUUGCUAUCAUGCCCGGCUUUACCGGACGGUCGCGAUUUGCGAGACCCUCGACACGGAAGAGAACCCACAGUCGUGCCUCUCCCCGGAAGAGGCAGCCGUUCUCGACCAGUAUAUCUCAACCGACAACAACUAUUCUGUGCUGUGCGAGCGCGCAAAGCAAGACGGCGAAUAUCCGCCGUUGCACGACGUUCCCGCGCAGGUUUUGAUGGCCAUACGUCUUGCGAAUAAGCGCCGGCGCGCGGAUGGCAAGCCCUGGUGGGCCAUUGUUUGCGAGCGUGCUCAGAAGCGACAAGCAGAGGAGGCGGCUCAGGCCGUCGCGUUUCAAAGUUCCACCCUUCCUACGACCGUAUCACCGCUGAGCGACCACACCCCUAUCUCGCAAGAGAUGGAUUCUGCACCGUCCCGUGAGCUCUCACUGCCGCCUAUUGUUGCCGAGACGCCCACCGUCCGCCCUUCGCCCGCUGCUCAGGCUACACAAGAGCGCCAGGGAAGCGGCUCCGACAGCGGCUCGGACGCCUGCUCAGUCUCUGGACCCGAGGACAUGCUUGCCGCGCUCCUGGGACUUGAUGAGCUCGAGAAGCAAUUACCCUGGGUCAAGAUCGAGUCCUACAACAUCCAGCGGUUCGACGUCCCGCCGCAUCCAUCUGGGUUCUUCGAGGAGCUGAAGGAAUUAGAAAGGAUUAGAAGUGACUAUAUCGAACGUCAGAAGAAGCGUUUGGAGGACGUCCAACGCCAGGACGCCGACUAUAUGGCGUCGAUUGAGGCGCGUGGGCGCCCGGUCUCGGGACCUGCGAAGCAAACCCUGGCGACCAGAAUCUCAACGUCGACGAAGCGCGUUAGACGUUUGAUGAGUCGGGGCUCUCGUGCCAAAGAGACUACCCCGGCGAACAUUGAAGCAGUUCGAGCGUCGACGGAGGCUUCGGGCCCUCCCGCAUCAAAGAAGUCGCAUGCCAUUCAGCGACUUCGCCACUUGAUUUUCUCUCGCAUCACCGUCAGCGCUGCGUAGUACACCGGCGCCGCUUAGGGCCGUGUACUGCUCCUUCCCUGUCGGGCGGUUCAACGUAGCAGAACGGGCUAUCAGAAUAUUUAACAUUGUGUCGGCUCAAUAUAAUCUUGCGGAUCUCCC
Molecule: messenger RNA, 1649 nt
Organism: Schizophyllum commune H4-8
Lineage: Eukaryota; Fungi; Basidiomycota; Agaricomycetes; Agaricales; Schizophyllaceae
Exons: 4
Coding region: 198-1529 (443 amino acids)
Source: RefSeq, a predicted model, not a curated record